GCCACGACGACGGCGUUGUUCCCUGCGGGCGGGGCCGAGCGAGCGCCGCAUCCUGUGCGGGCCCGGAGCUGCCCUUCCCCCUCCGGCCAGGGCCCCGGGCAGCCCCCCGCCCGGCCCGGCCCGGCCCCCCCGAUGCCGCGGAAGGCGCUGGUCUGCGCCCUGGAGCUGGAGCUCCGCUCGGUGACUACUGUGAAUUGAAAUGUCAUGGAAGAGUCACGUGACCUCACCUGUGACCGCUCAAAGUAGCAUACCUAUAUUCUGAUUUACUCAACAUAACGGUCUCUUCCCACGAUCCCCCACCAUAAUUUUUAGACCUUCGGAGACACCUUGCAUGCCAGCUGGCAAAAUGAGGUUGGGAUUAUGGUUGACUUUGCAUGAUAACUUGCCCUGGAGUGUUGCUGAAAGACAAAAGUGAGCUCUAUCUCAGCGCCUGUGUAUUUGGACAGUACAAAAGGACUCAAUGUGUCCCUGCAGCAUUUCCACUCUUCUUAGAAGAGAAACUAGUAUUUGAAAAGGUAUUUACUGAUGUAGUUGAUCCUGGAGAACUUGUUGAGCUACUUGAAUUUGACACAGCAGUGCUUGAACUAAUACAGCUUGUUCCUCCAGUGGGAGAAAUUCUAGCCACUUAUGAAGAAAAUACAAGAGAUUUCCUGUUCCCUGACCCUAAGCUUACUCGUGGACACCAUGGUUCAGAUCGCGAAGUUUUAAUGAAGAGGUCUUCUAGUUUUACAGGAAUUGCACCAAAAUUGAGAUUUUCUACCAGCUCCCUUAUUACAGAAAGCCUGUUAAGUUCAGGAAGGAUUCAUGUACAGGAUAAUUUGGAUUGGGUGCAUCAUUCAACAGCAAAUGGAAGAUUACAAACAAGGUCACCAAAGAAAAACACCCCUUCACCUGAGAAAAACAGGCACUGUUUAGCAACAAAGAACUAUGAGCAGCCCACAAUAGCUUCUAAAUCACGAUCUCCAUCUCCAUACACAAAAAGACGAAUGUGUGAGCUAUCAGAAGAAGCCAGACAACGGCUGGCCCAUUUAAACCUGGGGCCUUUUGAAUUCAGAAGAGAAACUGAUAAACCUCCAUUUGUAAUUAGACGUGUUGAACAUCCGAGCCCCACUGUUGAUGUUCAUACUUGGCGUCCCACCAGAGACAGUGGACGAGAAGCUUGGUCCAGGGUAUCUUAUGAUCCUUCUCUUCUUGGCAGCUAUAGACCCAAGCAUACUAAAAUGAUCAAGUCUCAUCAUGGGAAAGACUUAGAUGGCUCUUCCGACAGCUGUGAUGAGCACCCGAUCUCGGGUACUGCUAGUAGGCAUUUUCAUUCUACUAGUUCAUUAAUACGUUCAGCACCCUCCUCAUUGCAGAAACAUUCCUCAAGUCCUGUACUAAACCGUUCUUCGCUUAGAGAAAGGUUUAACACUGGUUGGUCUACACCAGCAAAUGGAGAAGAGAUCCAUAAACGAGUGAAAAAUAUUUUAAGGACACACAGUGCUAGGCAAAGGCUGACAUUUGAUGAGAGUAACUCAUCGAAAGGAGACUCAAGUAAGACCAGAGAAGUUUCAUGUAAAGACUCAUUAUGUGGCAGUGAACUACAGAGCAGAUUGAUCAUUUUGGCUUUGCUUAUGUUAACAGUUCAUCAGUUCAGCAGAACACCACCGUUCACUUGGAUAAUGGUGAAUAUUGGUCCAACCGUGCAGCUGCGUAUAAAGGAAAACCCCACAGAGCUAUCUUUGAAGACAGCCUGGAGAAAAUAUACAGAAACAUGUACAAAAAAGCUUCUGGCACCAUUUCAAAAAGAAAAAUACACUCCUGAUAGUCUAUACAACCAGAAAUGUACAGUGCACAAGGUUACUAUUUUUAAUGAGAAAUAUUUUUGUGUAACAAAUAUUUGUACUCUUAUUUUUUAACAUGUACUCUUCACUGGGACGAACUCUUAUGGGCUAGUGGGGCUUUGAGGCUGGGACCCCAAAAGCAAAAUGUUAAAAUAAAAAGAAAAUCCGAAACAAUUGAAGGUAAGCAGGCGCAUUGUUCCCUUAAGAAGCUAGGAUGGUGCUCUUUCACCCACCCCCUCGUCGUCUGUUUCAGUUCUGAAGCAGGUGCUGAGUAAGCUGGAUGUUCCUAUCAGUCAUCAGUGCAGGCUUUGAUUGUAGCCAACUCUAUUUCAGUUAUUAGCAAUUUAAUUUAAGUGGUUGAAAGCGACACCUGCCCCGGUGUUUAAAGAGCUAGUGAGAUGAUCAUAGUACAAUACUAUCUGUUUAGAGGGAUUUUUUUAGAAGGAUAAUGUCUGCUCAUUCCAGGUCUGGAAAUGGAGAAGGGAAAAAUUCUGAGAAUAACCCUGUAGCUGUGUUGAAAGUAUUUCCCAGCACUUUCAGCCAUGAACUUUCUAUUAAUGUCAAGCUCUUCUGAAAAUAACUAUCUCUAUAUUGCAAAAAGAAAAGGAGUACUUGUGGCACCUUAGAGACUAACCAAUUUAUUUGAGCAUAAG
Caretta caretta (loggerhead turtle) is the source of this 2476-nucleotide messenger RNA. It is a transcript of the gene SPATA6, whose product is annotated as spermatogenesis associated 6. The record is from RefSeq and is a predicted model, not a curated record. Gene Ontology annotation, biological process: motile cilium assembly; spermatogenesis. Gene Ontology annotation, molecular function: myosin light chain binding. Gene Ontology annotation, cellular component: sperm head-tail coupling apparatus. NCBI's taxonomy places the organism in Eukaryota, Metazoa, Chordata, Testudines, Cheloniidae.